Molecule: messenger RNA, 540 nt
Organism: Phascolarctos cinereus (koala)
Lineage: Eukaryota; Metazoa; Chordata; Mammalia; Diprotodontia; Phascolarctidae
Source: RefSeq, a predicted model, not a curated record
AUGGCAAGAACUUUAAAUAUAAUUCAGACUUUGUUCUGCAUCAAAGAGGUCAUACUGGAGAGUAACCGUAUGCAUGUAAUGAAUGUGGCAAAAUCUUUGGUAGGAGCUCAAACCUUAUUAAGCACCAGAGACACUGGUGAGAAACCUUAUGAGUGUGAUGAAUGUGGGAAAGUGGUUAGUCAUGAUGCACAUCUUAUUCAGUCCCAGAGAAUUCACACUGGAAAGAAACCUCAUGCAUGUAAUGUGUAUGGUAAAGCAUUUAGUAAGAGCACAAAUCUUACUCCCCAUCAGAGAAUUCAUACUGAGGAAAAACCCAAUGAAUGUCAUGGACGUGGGAAAGCCUUCACUCAGAGCUCAAGUCUUAUAAAACAUCAGAUAAUUCACACUGGAGAAAAAAGAAUUCAUAGUGAAGACAGGCCCUAUCAGUGUAAUGAAUGUGGGAAAGCCUUCAGUUGGAGCUCACAACUUAUUCUCCAUCAAAGUAUUCAUACUGGAGAGAGACCCUUUGAAUGUAAUUACUGUUGGAAAGCCUAUAUUUAG